AUGGAAGAGGCUGUAGAAAUGCAAGGAGCUGGAGAAAUACAAGGAGCUGGAAAUUUGCAUAAUAACAUAAUGGAGAAUGUUACUCAAAACCAACCUUCUUCAUUAACAUCUGGUGUUGGUGCAACUGAUGUUGUUGCCAAUGAAAUUCAUGUUGUUGGACUUCCUCCACUUGGAAAGAAGAGAAAACAAAAUGCUAAUGGUCCUAGGAAAUCCUCUCCUGCUUGGGACCAUUUUAUUAAAUUGCCUAAUGAAAUUGAAGCAGUAGCUGCUUGCAAACACUGUCAUAAGAAAUAUUUGUGUGAUCCAAAAACCCAUGGGACAUCUAACAUGCUUGCUCAUACAAAAGUAUGCACCAAGAUGCCACAAAAUGAUCCUACUCAAACUGCCCUCUCCUUUGCCGGUGGAGAGGGUGGUGGCUUGGUUGCCGCAAGCCAACGAUUUAAUUUGGCAGCUUGUAGGAAGGUUAUUGCUCUCUUUGUGAUCCUAGAUGAACAUGCUUUUAGGGUAGUUGAAGGGGAAGGCUUUAAGUUGUUAUGCAAACAAUUACAACCCCAAUUAACUAUUCCAUCAAGGAGAACUGUGGCGAGGGAUUGUUUUCAACUUUUUGUUGAUGAAAAAGCAAGAUUGAAAGGUUAUUUCAAAUCUGAUUGCAAUAGGGUAGCCUUAACCACUGGUUGUUGGACAUCCAUUCAGAAUCUUAGUUAUAUGACCCUAACUGCACACUUCAUUAACAAUGAUUGGAAGUAUGAAAAUAGGAUUCUAAGUUUUUGUUUAGUUCUUAAUCAUAAGGCUGCUGCUUAUUUGAAGAAGAGGAUUGAUAAUAUGGGUGGUUUAAUGAGUGAUGGAUCUUUCUUUCAUCUUCGUUGUUGUGCACACAUUUUAAAUCUGGUGGUUCGUGAUGGUUUAAAACAGAAUGAUUUAUCCAUUUCUGCCAUUAGAAAUGCUGUUAGAUUUGUUAGGUCAUCACCCCAAAGAUCUACAAAGUUCAAAGAAUGUAUUGAGUUUGCUAGAAUUAAUUGCAAGAAACUUCUCUGUCUAGAUGUUCCGACAAGGUGGAACUCAUGUUAUUUGAUGCUAGAUGCUGCUGAAAAGUAUCAAGCAGCAUUUGAGAAAAUGGAAGGUGAAGAUUUUAGCUAUUUGGAAUUUUUUGGAUUAGUUGGCCCCCCUACUCUUAAUGAUUGGGAGAAUGUUAGGUGUCUAGUAAGUUUUUUCAAAAUUUUCUAUGAUACUAUUAUAGAAUUUUCUUCGUCAAAACAAGUAUCCCUUCAUAAGUCAUUCCACCAACUAGCUUCAAUACAUUGUGAGCUUAAAAGAUCAUCCAUGAACUUGAACACAAUUUUAGCCUCAAUGGGAUAUGAAAUGAAGAAGAAGUAUGACAAAUAUUGGGGGAAAUUGAAAACAUCAACAAAUUUAUUUAUUUUGGUGUGA
This is a messenger RNA of Lathyrus oleraceus (garden pea), 1428 nucleotides long. Its product is annotated as zinc finger BED domain-containing protein RICESLEEPER 2-like. Gene Ontology annotation, molecular function: DNA binding. Lineage: Eukaryota; Viridiplantae; Streptophyta; Magnoliopsida; Fabales; Fabaceae. The transcript is spliced from 3 exons. The record is from RefSeq and is a predicted model, not a curated record. Bases 1 to 1428 code for a protein of 475 amino acids.